Messenger RNA from Cokeromyces recurvatus, 611 nucleotides. RefSeq lists its product as uncharacterized. Gene Ontology annotation, molecular function: calcium ion binding. The transcript has 6 exons. NCBI's taxonomy places the organism in Eukaryota, Fungi, Mucoromycota, Mucoromycetes, Mucorales, Mucoraceae. The coding region runs from base 35 to 502 and encodes 155 amino acids. The record is from RefSeq and is a predicted model, not a curated record.
AUUCUUAUUGUUUUUCUUUUCAUUUAUUUAAAAGAUGACAGGAUCCAUAAUCACUGAAGCUGAAAUUGAUCACUUGUAUACCAAGUUUGAAGAGCUUACCAAAGGAAAUGGCCUAACUGCCGAAACUUUGAAGAAAAUAUAUAAAGUUGCUCAAGUUGAAGUCACUGAUGAAGAAAUUAAUGCCCAAAUUCGAGCUGCUGAUGCUAAAGGUAAUGGAAAAAUUGAUUUUGAAGACUUUUUAGCUGUUAUGACGAAGCAACAUGAGAUUGAUUCUGAAGCUGGUGUUUAUAAAGUUUUUCAUUUACUUGAUACAGAUAAUGAUGGUCAAAUAAGUGGUGCUGAUUUAAAGCGGGGUGCUUCUUUAUUCGGUAAAUCUCUUACUGAAACUGAUAUUGAAGAAAUGAUGGCAUCUGCAGAUGUUGAUGGUGAUGGCAUGAUAAACUAUGAAGAAUUUUUAAAGAUUAUGACGCCAUCUAAAGUUAAUGGACAAACCAUUUUCUAAUACACCUUCAGAUACACACACACACACACACACGCACACACGCACAAAUCAAGGGGGAAGGAAAUAGGGUAGAAGCUAAUUAUCUCUCUUUCUUUUCUUUCUUUCUUUA